Molecule: messenger RNA, 30197 nt
Organism: Pelobates cultripes (western spadefoot toad)
Lineage: Eukaryota; Metazoa; Chordata; Amphibia; Anura; Pelobatidae
Source: the annotation of a GenBank genome assembly
AUUCUAUGUCUAGGGCUGUAUUGCGACGUGUAGACAGUUACUUCCGCCACACUCUGACGUCACGUCCAUGUCUUUUCCGCCAUGUUGGUUUUCCCACUGCACUGACACCCAGGCAGACUCUUGGAUUUUCACUAGGAGGGUAAUGGGCGAUUACUUGCCAUUAAUGCUGCAAUUCACGUUUGGCAUUUAUAAGUUCUGCUUACAUUUCUAUGAUUCCAGCAUUUUUAUUGCAAUUACUGAUAGCAAUGUGACAUUACUGACCACUUUGCAACAUAGACUCGAAUCAGUUUAUAUUCCUCACAAAUCAUUGAAACUUAAAUGAUUUAAAAUAGAUAUUUUUACUAGAAUGGUCAUAAGAGAGGUGUAUAGGAUGACACCAGGGCUGUUAUGGUAUUUUAUUGAUUGCAUGAGCUGUUAAAAGUUGUAUUUACUGCACCAGCUGGUAUUGGUGUAUUAUUAGCAGCCAUAACUAUAAAUAUAUAUUUUUAUUGAUUCUUAACAUGAUCCAGUGAUGUCACUCUGUGUCCCUGAUACAUGGUGGCAGGGUGAUAUUAUCACUGGCUAAACUGGCAAACCAGUCCUGGCCAUUUUAUGUAUUCUUAUUCUUAUUAUAUUAUUUAUAUAGCGCCUGCAAAUUCCGUAGCACUGUACAAUUGUUGGAACUCUUCACUAAACCAUGAAUUAUGAUAAAUAGGUUAGAGAAAUGGAAAUGUUAGACCAAAAGAGAGCUGAUCGAUGUUAGGAAGAUGGAUACCAAACGAGAUGGGUAGAUGUAACACUAGGUAGAGCGGUGGAUGGAUAGAUAAAUAGCUGGAUAGCGUGGUGUGUGGAUAGACUAAUCGUUGGGUAGAACUUAAUGGAUAGUCAAUGGGUAGAUCCAUGCGCAGCUAGGUAGAUGAAUAGGUAGAUAAAUUGUGAGAGAGAUGGAUGAUUAGACCAAUAAAUACUUAAAAUUUAGUCUUACACUCCUCUUCCUCUUAUCUUUGUAUGCAGAGCUCAGUGCAACCAUACAAAUAAAUUAUCCAAUUUACAGUACUUGUAUCCAAAUACAUCUUUAUUCAUUCAGUUUAUAUUAACAUAGUAAAGAUUUAAAUUUAAAAUCUCGAGUACUGAUUUUAGGAUACUUUAGAUGAAUUAAUUAGAUAAAUGAAUGGAUCCACAUGAAACUAGAGAUAGAUGGACGGGCACAGAUAACUAGAGAGAUGGAUGUAUGGACAGAUUGCCAGACAGAGAGAUGGAUGGAUGGAUUGACAGAUUGCUAGACAGAGAGAUGGAUGGAUGGACAGAUUACUGAAUGGAUGAGUUGACAUAUUUUUAUUAAUGUUUUUCCAUCUUGUUUUUUACUUUAUUCCAGACACAUUAUUUCUCAAUGAGAGCCACACAACCUACAGAAUCAUGAGCAAGCUAGGUAAGACUUACACUACAAGUAAAUAUCUUUUAUUUUCCCAGAUCUUUCUUUUUUUCACUACUUUGAGAUUUCUAAUCGUCAUUUUACGUGUUGGUAAUAGUGUUCAGCACAUUAGUAAUUUCACUCUUGAUAACCAUCAGAUUCCAUAUUUACACAACGUUCUGCUACCAUACCCCUGAUCCCUUCCUGACUCCAUAUUAAACAGGUUUCGACUACCAUACCCCUGAUCUAUCUCUGAUUGUAUUGACUGUGAUCUCACCCUGAUUCUUAAUACCCUCCCCUUUGUUUAAUAAGCCUACUGAUUUCUGCCUGAUUCCCGGGUUAAAUACACUACAGCAUCGAUAACCUAGUGUUAAUUCCACUCUCAUAUUGUGAGUUACAAUCGGGAUUAUUUACUAAUGGGUCAUUUAUUUAUUUUUUUGUUAAUGUUAUUAUUAUUUUUCCAAAGUUGGCAAAGUUUAUCUGAUAACUAUUUCAUGUCUUGCUGAACCAUUCUCAAAGAAAGGUAGCGGGACAGUAGGGAGCUGGCAGACCCAUGUAUAGUUAUGAGCAGUAACUGGAGCAAUUAAUGUUCAAUAACUGCACCUGACAGAGGUGUAAAGGAAAAUCGUGUUUCAUGUAUAAAGAUUAACAAACCAUGAGUGGAAAUACAAUAUGCCCCUGGUGACUAUUAAGUUCCAGGUUAGUACUGCUUAACGUGGUCCCAUCUCCCUCCAUACCCUCGAUCCGUACCUUCAGUAGGCUAUCCAGUUAAGGUGUGAGAGCCACCCUGUUACACCCCCUCUUGAUUGCCACUUGAUUGCCCUACUACGUGAUGACUCUGGACAAAAGAGUAAUUUGACUGUAAUUCAAAGUGAAUUUCAAAUUUUAGGCCACAAUCGUGGAACCGAAAAAAAUCUCCAAGUCAGCUGCAUGAAAUUUACUUUGAAGUCCUAGCAAUUCAGUACUCAAAGAGGAACUCACUAGAGACUGAACUCUCUGACAGUAUUACAGCAUCCCGUGUCUGACACAGAUUGUGCUAUUAUUCUGUGAUGUCAAUCUCAAUCUGUUAUCGCAACCCCAAUAUCUCUCCUUUUUCCUAUUUUCACAUCACUGAGAACUGUCUGAUUCCACGACUAAAAUGCAUGUAUUUUGUCACAGAAUCUCUCAUCUCUCUCUAUAACUCUCUCUCACUCUCUAAGAUAUUCACUGAAAUUGCAUUUUGUUCUCCACAGUUCUAAUCCAUUUUCAUAUUAUUGUUAUUACAGAUCUCCCUCCAGGGGAUCCACUGGAUCUCCCGCUCUCCAUACUUGAAGUUGGUGUUGCUGGGAGAAUGGAACUGAUCACCGAAAAUCCCAAAUUGAAUGGAUCAUUCUUUCCGCUAUCCACAGUAUGUUAAUUAUAAUAUUAAUAUGUUCUACCCAUGAUUUUGUGUUAAACAGUAUUAUUUGUAGUAUAAUACACAAAAAAUAGGUGGAGAAAGUGAUAAUAAUAGUAAAAUGUACUUCCCUCUCUUCUACCUUUCUUGCUGUAAAAGAUAGAGAGGUACAAGAUAGUGCAGAUAUUUCUUAUACACAGAAUAUAUAAAAAUAAACAAAUCUUAUGCACUCACAAUGGAAGAGCCAUAGAUUAAAACCUGGCUCUGGUGUGAAUCUCCUCUGGGAUCUUAAUAGGGUGAUCCCCAAACCUCUUUGAUGGUGCUUGUUGAAGUGUAACUUCUUUUUCUUUUUCUUUCAAUACCAGGCAAUGGAGAUAAAAUAUAUUCCAGAGAAAAAAUAUUUAUUUGAAAAAAAAAUUAAUAAAAUCAAUAUAAAUAAUAUAAAUAUAAGGGUUAGACCUCCCAGUGUUCAGUAAGCUUGUCAAAACGCGUUUCGCCGGUAUGUGGCUUCCUCAGUUGGCAUAAGGUGGUAAUGUUCUCUAAGUUCUUUAAAUAUUUAAAAAUCGCGGGUAAUUUUCUUCCGGUGGAACGCAUCUAUGCAUUCCACCGCCUCCUUCCGGUUUCCGGAAUGUCUCUGUCACUUCCGGUUUCGCCGAAAAUACAAAGCGUUUGAUGGAACGCAUCGACUUGGAGAUAAAAUAUAUAUAAAAAUUUCUAAAUCUAAAAAGUCAAUAUGAUGAGUACUGUAUGUGGAGGUUAAAACAAUCCCCCAUUCAUUAUUGUUUAAAAAAUUAAGAAAGACCUUCAGACUCUCUUCUCCAUCUUUCCGUUUAAAGAACUUAGAGAACAUUACCACCUUAUGCCAACUGAGGAAGCCACAUACCGGCGAAACGCGUUUUGGCAAGCUUACUGAACACUGGGAGGUCUUACCCUUAUAUUUAUAUUAUUUAUAUUGAUUUUAUUAAUUUUCUUUUCAAAUAAAUAUUUUUUCUCUGGAAUAUAUUUUAUCUCCAUUGCCUGGUAUUGAAAGAAAAAGAAAAAGAAGUUACACUUCAACAAGCACCAUCAAAGAGGUUUGGGGAUCACCCUAUUAAGAUCCCAGAGGAGAUUCACACCAGAGCCAGGUUUUAAUCUAUGGCUCUUCCAUUGUGAGUGCAUAAGAUUUGUUUUUUUUUUUAUAUAUUCUGUGUAUAAGAAAUAUCUGCACUAUCUUGUACCUCUCUAUCUUUUACAGCAAGAAAGGUAGAAGAGAGGGAAGUACAUUUUACUAUUAUUAUCACUUGCUCCACCUAUUUUUUUGUGUAUUAUAUGUCAUUUUAUGUGAAGGUGUAGGGGAUACCUCACUGGUGUUGAGAGCAAUUUUAUCACUUCUGUAGACAUACCUGUUUGUAUUAUUUCACAGUAUUAUAUGUAGUGUUUUGAGGGCUGUAGAUGUGGCUCUGAUUCUGGAUUUGCAUCAUGCAAUGUGCUUUUUACUGAUGGUAAACUCUGUCAUUGUUUUAGGUCCCCAAUGGGUUGCCUCCAUAUGAUGUGGAUGUGUCUUUUGAAGUUAUCCAGAAGUAUCUUGGCGAUCCUGAUUGGCUGUCCGUUCAUCACUUUGAUCGGAGCGAGCGGUAUGUAUGAGCCCAUUAAUCUGUAAACUGUACUGACCCUGGAGAAGGUGUAGACGCUGCUGUGUGUCCUAAUUCCUCUGCCCUGUCUAUUCUACACUGUACAUGUAUCCCCUUUUUGUACAUAUCCAGUUACAUAAAUCCCAUCAUGUGCCUGCACGAUGGAAUGUGUACACCAUAAUGCGGUCUACCUAGACAUUACAUAUCUAUUGUGCUAAUAUAGACAUUCUAGGGUUGCAUCCCAUCUUGUACUAUUUUGGAAACUCCCAGCCAUGCAUCCCCUUUUAUGCAAGUAUAGAGAUUCCAGGCUCUGAUCAGAGAUUGUACUAGUAAAGGAGAUUCCAGGUUGUGGAUCAAACCUUGUGUCUGUCCUUUUGGUUCUAAGGCUUUCUGCCUGAGUUGGGAGUUGAGAUUUUCAGUUGUGUGUCUCAUUGGAUCCUUUAGGGCCUGGCCUCGAACAAUGAAUAUACAGUCUCUUUAUCACAUGGAACUGACUUCCCCGCACAUGGAACUCAGUGUGGAACGGAACUCUGCUACUGGAGAAUUACUUGGGAUCAAUGAGGUGGGACAUAUUCACUACUGCGUUGAUAAAUAAUGAAGUUAUUUAUGUUAGUGUGCAACGUGGUAUUUAUAAGAACAUUGCACUUGUUCAGAAAGCCAUGAGGCAGAAGAAACUUCACGUUAUUUAAACAAAAUUGAAAUCUUAUUUUUAGUGAUAUUUAUUAUCAGGAUAAAGCAGGAUAAAGUGUUUCCUUCUUUUCUCUCCUUCCUGUAUUGCUCUCGCGUGCGUGCGCACGCUCUCUCUCUCUUGCAUAUUUUAUUCCCUUUUCAGGUUUUGGUGAAUCAUGCUGGACUCUCAGCUCAAAAUUCUCUUUCCCUCCGCCGUCCCCCUGGCCCUCCUUCCCAGUCUGUCAAAGGAAGCACGUCAAAUUUUCCAUUUUGGCCCGGUAAGUUUACCCACAUAAGGGGGUAAUCCAGUUGCAGUCAUUGAGAAGAAAAGGGCAGAAGGUAUCUUUGACCUGUUAUUUUUAUCUCUCUCGCACUGUCACUCAUAGGUGGAAUGGAUGAACCUACUCUUGAGCAGAUGAAGACCAUUGGUGAGGAAGAGGAAGCCUUGGACUUUGAAAAGGGUACUGGCGCUUUUCUAUAUUAAUACAAAAAGUAGAUAACCUCGCCCCGCCUUAGAACACAAUAAUGUCUAAAAGUGAAGUCAAAUAUAAAUUAUAUGUACGUACUUUUGUUAAAAGUCUAUGAAGUCUUUGGUUGUUAUACAGUGCAUGGUAUCUCAAAGAAAAAGGAAAAAGAGAGACAAUAAUAGUGCAGUAUGUCUAUUACACAGUGAAGUAGAGUGCUAUAGCAAAAACUCACUCACAAUUUAUAGAGCUUCAAAGAGCUCUGCUGUGUAGGGCGUAGACGGUACAAUCCCCGUCACUGGAUAUAUUUUCAGCUACAGUGGUGGUAGACUUUAUCUGUGUCUCGAAUAUGUGAAGACAAAAAUUGGGAUAUUCAGUAGUGCAAUAUGUAUAUCAAAGUGGUAGUGCAUAGAUGAAACGGUAGGUAUCUUACUCACAUGAACUAGAGCAUGGACCUGCUCUAGUAUAAAGUGCUUUGGUGGUAUGAUCCCCACCUGGGAUAUAUGUGGAUCAGGAAGCCAACAAAAUUCAAAAUAAAUUACAUUUAUAUUUAAGCCCUUAAGGACCAAACCUUUGGAAUAAAAGGGAAUCAUGACAUGUCACACAUGUCAUGUGUCCUUAAGAGGUUAAAAGGAUUAUAAAUAUAAAAAUCAGUCCAAAUGGAAGACAGACCACACUUUACACGAUUCACCCUGAAUGGUUUCAUCAGAAGGGUGGUUUGUGAAUACAUAAUAUCAGUUUAUAUUGGCAAAUAAUUAAUACAUACACAUAAUACACAUGUGUAUGACAAUAUUCAUUGGCUUCCUUUCAAGUCUAAAUUAACAUAUCAAUUCCCAUUGGUGAGUUUAGAAAAUUUGUAUUGCUUCCUGUUCCUUUCGAUCCGUGACCUGAAGUGACGUGACUCAUGUAUAUCAGGCAGUUCGGGAAGAAUCACUAUCAUUGCCAGUGAGAUAGCUCAGUGGGCCGUUCGGGAAGGAUCGCUAUCAUUAGAUAGCUCAGUGGGCCGACGUACCACCAGCAGAACCUGCCCAACCAAUCGGUCACAGGUUAAAAUCCUGGCAGGGCCGACCCGCAUGUCCCAUUUUGUCCUUGAAAUGAUGAGUAUUCCAUGCAUGUGCGCAUCCUGGUAGUUUUUCGCCCAAUAUGUUCUGUAGUUCUGCGUAUCUGCAUUAGCCGCACAUGCGAAUCAGGGCACAUAGAAGCGAAAAUGGACAUCGUGAUAGAUGGUAAAUGUCUGGGGCUCAACAAUGGAGGAAAUAAAGAGUAAAAGAAGGGAGAAAGUAGAAGAAUGUGAAGGAGAGCUUGUAUAAUAUGCACAACAAGCGAAACAUACAGUGUAUUUGCACACAGUGCUUUUCUGUAUUAACCUGCAAGAUUCCACCGCCAUAAGUUUGUUUUUAUUCCAAGAUGGUAAGGUUAUUCUGGAUUGGAGGCUGAUUUACCUGAAAUGCCCCGGCUGUGCCUCUUGUACAGCACUUUGAAGAUAGUGAAAGACCUCAUAUAGGUUGUGUUAUAAAUCGGAAAAUAUUAAACUUUUUUUAACGUUAUUGUAAAUCAAAUAAUGGCAAAAUUAGAUGUAUUUUUAUGCAGAAAGAAGUGCACUUAUUGAAACUUUAUGAAAAACUGUGUAUACCAUGUGAUUGGAAUUCCAUUGAAAUCAAGAUAUCCAAAGGAAUGCUGGACUUUUUAUUUUUAUUUCCAGCAGUUUUUUUUUUGUUUUUUUUAAUUCUUUAUUUUUCAUAUGCAUAAUAUCAUAUAACAUAAACACCUGUAGCUCCAUGAAAGCGAGCACAGGCAUUCAAUGGCAAACCUUUAUUUAUUUAUUUUUAAGAGAAAAUAACGGAGUGGUAAUGCUAGUUGCAUUAGGUAUGUGUUUCAGAUUAUUGCAUGCUGUAGUCUACGAGUUGUGGCACAUAUUGAUUUUAUGGAUUAGGUACGUCUGAGGGUUCACGGGCUAUGUUCGUCUAGGAAUAUAGUUAUAGACACGACUAUACAUUUUAGCCUAACAACUCACUGCUGUAUCUAGAUCUACAUUUGUCCUACAUGUUUGGCAGAUCAUAAGAUUACAUUUGUAUCUGAGUAGGGGUACAUGAGUGAUCUAGGUGAUUGGAAGCAUGCCUAUAUAUUAUAUGGAAAGAGUUAAACGAUAUGCUAUACUGAGAAAAUCUAAAUGUAAACACGCUGGUAUUAAACGUUAUUUUACGAGUGUUUAUAUCACCCUGGCUGAACUAGAGUUCUUGAGUUGAUUAAUGCUCCAGGGGCCUUCGGCUUGGUGGGCCCGAGGCCUUGCUAGUGGUCUUGGGCUUGUGCUUAACCGACGCCAGCUCUGCCGUGUUGGUGUGACCGGGUAUGAGUGUCCACUGAGGUAGGGGUUCGGGCAGUGCUUCUCCAGGAGUGUCGCUGUGUUCUUUGUUGGUGUCUCGUGGGCAGCUUCCCCAAGCAGCCCAGAGCACACCUUCCGGACGUCUGGAGGUGAGUGUUUGUUAGGGAGGAGGUUCGGGCGCUGUUUGGGAUGAUUGGCUGCUGGGGGGCAUUGUGAGAUACUCUUCUAGGCCGCCAUGCUGCCUGAUGUACGUAGGGUGAGUAUACGGUCGGCCCUGCUGUGGGAGUACCUUGUUCUGUUGCAGGGACGGCAGUCGCUGGCAGGUGUAUACAGUGUGUGGUAUGAACCAGUUUAGCAGCCAUGAUGGGUCCGGCCAGGCGUCUGCCGUUGCUUGCCUGCGACAUGUCCCGUGGAGUGGGUGGUUGAGCGAUUGCUUGGGGGGUUGCGGUGCUUGGUAUGGUGGACCUGGGCUCUUUCGGUCCCCUGGGCCCGUUUCUGGAGGCCUUGUUGGUCGCUCUGUUCUCCGCAAGGGACUGCUGUACUUGGCGCACAUGGCAUCCACCAUCUUGGGUGUCACGUUCAGGCCCUUCAGCGGGAUGGCCUUGUCUUUAGGCAAUGGUUGCAUAGCCUCUGGGUUAGGAUCGGCACCAGUGGUCAGGAUAGAGGGGCAGCGGCCGUCUGCCCCUCUCACCACUGGCUUAGGCCCCCACUUGGUCAUCGAGGGCGUCACCUUCCGGGGACUGAAGCUCCAGGAGUCAGCCUCUCCCUGGAUCCGGUGCCUCUGUGGCACUGAAGACACGUGCUGUCGGUCUGUAUUUAGGUAGUUUGCCAUAUGCAUAGCAGGAGCUGAGCCCGCUUGCGACUGUCCCGCUCGGCAGCCAGCCCCGCCCCCAUUUCCAGCAGUUUUACAUAGACUUUUCUCCUUAAGGGCUGAUGAAUGAUGGAAUCAGGUAUUUUAAACUGUGAUAAGGAUGAUUUAAACAAAAAAAAACAAAAAAAAAAUUUUUUUACUCCUGAUUAUUGGACAAAUCCAGUCUUCUAGAACUUUCAUUCAUUGCCCUUUAAUGUCAAAAUCCAAACAAUCUCAAUUGUAUUCAUAUUUAUGUUUCUUCUUAAUAGAUCUCCUGACUGUUCCUCCUGGAUGGAAACAAGGAAUGAAUUUCAGACUGACAGGUGAUUCAACGUAUAAUAAAAUAUGUAAUCAAGCACAAUAUUCCAUUAACUUUAAUAUCCAAUGUAGAGGUUAUAGGAUGACACAGAAGCCGCACAAGCGGAUAUAGUUCACAAUAAUGUUAAGACUCCUAUUAAAUAUCACCUAAAACACUACAAAGCUAAUUUGUCUGCUAUUUUUCAGAUUCUGGGCGCUCCCUGGGGGUUCUACCUCUCACCAGCCUUUUAGGGGCCCUGGAUGAUUUCUCUCUGGGUGACUCCAGCGAGGAUGAGGAGGAAGGGAAAGGCAGUGAUCAGACUUGUAAGGAGGAGAAGAAGGUGGCAUUGACCAGGAGUGACAGCCUGGAGGAGCUUGGAGUUAUGGUAAAUAUUUUGGGAACACUGAAUUUGCGAUCAUUAAAAUGUUUUAAUGUGUAUUAGCUAUAGGGUUGCAGGUUCAUUCAUUUAAAUUUGUGAUGCCUAUUAGAAAAAACAGGAUAUGCUAUACAGGGCUGGUCCUGGUUUAAAAUGUGCGCCAUAUAGUUUGAAACUUUCUAAAAUAUUCCAUCUGACGGCACACAUUAACCCUGACUGGACAUUAACAGAUCUGAAUGAAUCAUUCAAAGUAUUUGAAGAACAAUGAGCUCGUUACACUUUUACUCAUUAUUGGUAUUGACUAAAUAAAAGAAAUGAAGAAUUUGACGGCUGUUCCGAGGUUCUGUUUGGCAUUCCAAUGAGAUAUAUCGUGUAAAUCCUAGCUUUGCCUCUUCCCAUGAUGUAGCUAUCCAGCUGUGGAUCUGUGGCCUUUAGACUGGCUAAGCAUUAUGGGAUUUGUACUUCUACAAUAAUUGUUACGGCAAUCUGCAGCAAUCAGCCAAAUAUAUCUUGGACUGUUGUGCAUUCUGCCAGUAUACAGGGUGCCUGCUGGGCUCAGCCUCUGAGCUGCAGGUUUAUUGCAUACCCCGCUUUCCUUACAGCUUGGAUUCAUUGAUUACAGAUGCAUGGUAUACAAGUGGAUAGUUCAGCAAAAUACAUUUUUCUGGGCACCUUAAAAAAAAAAAAAAAAAAAUCAUAGCGCUUUAAUGUAACAUUUCUGUGUGAUAGUCUCGUUUUUGUAUUAUGAGAAGAAAGAGCAGAAUGUUGUUUAUAAGAGAAAAUGGGAAGGAAACUAUAGAACUAUAGAAGCUUUUGUCGAGCCUAAAUUUCAGGGUGAACAGUCUAGUGGUAGUAGGUGAAAAUGGGGGGUAACCCCUAAUACUUUAAUAUCUUACACAGAAAAAAGAAUUGUAAAUAAAUAAAACAAAAAAUAAAAAAUGAAGGGUAAGGAAACUAAAACGAAGAGUUGGCUGGGAAUCCAAAAAGGGUGGGGGAAUCUGAAAGGGAAGGGGAAAGUCGGUGCUGAGUCAGUGUCCCACCAGCCAAAAGGACCACAUUAUCAAAAACAUAGGGGUGGGGAUCAUAGAGGUGAACUUUAAGACUGUUUUUCAUUCCUCCUUGCCAAUUUUAUCUGUAAAUUGUUUUCAUUCUGUUUUUCAGACCAUUUCUCCUCCGGCCCCCGCUUCCCUGACCCCUCAAGCAGAUGUCGCUGUUGAGCACUGGGCUGUACCUCUGAACAGUAAUGAUCCUGUAGCAGAUUUCUAUAAGCUCAUACCCCAGCUGGCGUUUAAGGUUUGUGUAUAGAAUGUAAUUACAUGUAAUAAUCUGAGCAGACUUCCUGCUACUCAUGUAUAUUGUGGCAGAACCAACCUCGCCACUGUGCACUGGAGAAGCCUGGUUCCUCGCCUGCUCCCUUUAGAUUAUGGCCCUGCAGUUCAGAGCUGUUAUUCUCCCUGCUGAAAGGUUUAUUCGUGCCUUUCUGCCAGGGUGUUCGGUAGAUUCCAUCUACCGAACAAACUACCGAACGAUGGACCACCUGGGAGCUGGAGUGUGCCGUCAAUUGACCGCCCAGAAGCUGCGGUUAACCGCAGCUUAAUUGAUGAACGCUGGGUGGCCUUUGUUCGUCUGCCGAACACGUGGCAGCGGCCAUUUUACCUCCCGAACGGCCAGCGGUGUUCAGCGCCCAAACUAUGGAACUGAAAACGGACACUUAUUGGCGCGAACACCGCUGAGCCGCCAGCCUCCUUACCUUCCCAUUCGGUAAGCAGAACCGAAUGACUGUUCAUUCGGUAGUUUCGCCGGAUGAACAGCAUCCCCCAGAUAGCUAAGCCAUGGAGCCUAUUCGUGUAACGAAAGACUAUGGGAAAGACUUUGGCUCCAUGGCGAUUGAACUGUAUGUAUGUGAUCUGAGCGCCAUUCGGUAGUAAUGUGCGCUCAGAUCUAAGCUAUCUGGGGAUAUGUAGAAUGUAUAUGUUUUAGGUAAUAAAUGUGGCUGUAUGUAAUUUUAGGUCUUUUACUGUAUUGUUACUACCAUGUGGUUAAUGGAGUUUUGCCUCUGUCCUGGAAGAUAAGUGGAUUACUUCCCAAUUAUCUCCAGGACAGAGAGGAGGGAUUGUGAUGUAAUUGUGAGAGUGUUUAAAGGUCUAUGUCUGUGAUUGGCUAAGAGCCAAUAUGUUUCCCAGUUUCCCAUUUGGUCCCCUAGGGGAGUGUCCACCAGGUGGGAGACCUGCAUAAAAGCCGAUCAGUUAGCCCCAGUAAACCAGAUUCUGCUUGACCCUCAAAACGAAGUGUCGUCUCGUCUUUGGGGAGGAUUUACUGUAUGCUGUUCGAGACUGAUUGCCAGGAGUGUAAGCCGCUUGGGGGCUUUUCCUGUUCAUCUGCUAACAGCUAUUCGUGUGUCUCUAGUUCGGGAGUUGGUGAAUUCGUGGGUUUGCAGUAGCUGUCUGUACAUCUGAAAAAGGGGAAUAUCGCCUAAACGGUUUUUAACCUCUUGUGGGAAAAACGGUCCGUUACAUAUAUAAGAAAUGGUUAUUAAUUAGUACACUGAUUUGGUUUGUCUGUAAUUUUACAUUUUAUGAAUGCAUAUAGUGUAUAGAUACAGUUUGUGUACCUACCUGAAGGUGACCUCGUCAUCUAUCGUUUUUAUGUAUGGCAGGGCCCAUUUACUGCUAAAACAAUAUAUAAAGAUAAUGUUUGUUCAAGUAACAUCGCUCCUGCUCGGAUACCACAAUAUAGGAUUUAUAUGUGAACCAGGAAUAUUUUGCAAACAAUUUGCAAUUGCCUUGUCAACUCUCCAAACAUUCUAGGUAAGUAAAUAACCGGCCCCUUCAAUGUGUAGUGUAAACGGUAUACUUAAAGGUUUUUGACCAGAGACCUUUUAACCCUAAGGAGGCUUAGAAAUAAGUUAGUUAAAAUAAAUCUCCAGCACUAAAGUUGUUAAACGCAACGUGUAUUCUUCCUGUCCUAAUUUUAAGACCAGUAAUUAUUCAACAUGUUCAUUACUGGACUGCUCACUCACAGUGUCAGUAAAAAAUAUAUGUAGGAGAAUCAUCUGGACAGAGAUGUCUGAAGGUAAAAUUCCAUUCACUAGGAUAAUAGUGAAUUUUCUGAAUAUUGAUUUGCUUUUCAGUAACAGGCUGUGCAUUGGGCUCUGCAGUAUCUGUAACCUGUGCUUAGAAUCAAGACUAAACUCUCUGCUCUUCUUCCACCUGUGCAGCACCCGUUCGAGCUGGACCCCUUUCAGAAGAAGGCUGUUCAGUGCCUGGAGGCUGGCUCCUCUGUGUUUAUUGCUGCACAUACAUCAGCUGGCAAGACUGUGGUGGCAGAAUAUGCUAUAGCACUGUCUCUCAAACACAUGACCAGGUGAGCGGACGUGAAACGUGACAGUUUAUGUAGCAUCUCCACCCUCCAACUUGUAAAAUCUAUGCCAGUUCUUUGUUAGUUUUAGUGGUAUCUGGUUUUAUAUAUUUUAUGGUAAUAGUUCUAGAAGUUUAUAUUCACUAGUGCGUUCUAGAGAUGUCAGGGUCUUUUCUUUACCUAGUCUCAGUGGUGAUACAUUCUGGCUAUCUUCAGUCCUAGAGGUAGAAAGGCAUGUAUCUGUUACUGUGCCAGCCCUAGAGUAGCAGGGUUUGUAUAUUUUACUGUUAGUCCUUAUGUGAUUUUUUUUCCUAUAGGUUCAGAGUCUGCAUGUCUCCCUGUGAGGUCUGACCCUCCUCCUGUUAUUCAGUUCACAGAUUUAUGAUGAUUGAUAUUUUUACCUUUCCACAUAUCCAUCCAUUCUCAGAAUCCUUCCUGUGCUAUCGGUGUCUUCCCUUCUGUCUCUGAUUUAGGACUAUUUACACUUCACCCAUCAAAGCUUUAUCCAAUCAGAAGUUUCGAGAUUUCAAGAUAACGUUUGGGGAUGUGGGUCUGAUUACCGGUGAUGUACAGCUCUAUACUGGGGCACCGUGUCUCAUCAUGACAACAGAGAUUCUCCGGUUUGUAUCUCAAUAACUGACUGCUUUCAGAGUGGAUGUUCUCUCCUUCUCUCUACUUUCUGUGUAGACUCUCUCACAUGACGCAGUCUACGUGUACUUGCUCUUUGUCUGGCUGCUUUCUGUGUGAUCUCUCUCUCUCUCUCUCUCUCUCUCUCUCUCUCUCUCUCUCUGCUUUCUGCCUGGACACUUGCCCUGUCUCUCUGCUUUCUGUGAAGACUUUGUCUGGCUGCUUUCUGUGUGGAUUCUCUUAAUUACCACAUCUCUCUUCCUCUCCCCACAGGUCAAUGCUUUAUAACGGCUCUGAUGUUAUUAGAGAUUUAGAGUGGGUCAUCUUUGAUGAAGUUCAUUACAUCAAUGAUGCAGAGGUAGGUGUCUUUGUUUAGUACAUGAGCUGCUAUUGUCCCCUUCCCAUCUCAAGGCUAUUGACACCAUAACCCCAUAUCUCUGGUUCUGCAGCGCGGGGUUGUGUGGGAAGAGGUUCUGAUAAUGUUACCCGACCACGUGAACAUCAUUCUGCUGAGUGCCACAGUCCCCAAUACCGUGGAGUUUGCAGACUGGAUAGGGUAAGUGUCUGUAAUAUUCAUUGGGUCUAUCUUCUAGUGCCUCUUCCUGCUGUACUGCAUAGCGCCGAGUCCCCCUAUAAUUCUAUAUGCUACAUAGUGCAGUCUCCUCUGUAUAUAUUCCUAUUUAUUCCAUAGCGCAGUUCCCUCCUGUAUUCCUAUCUAUACCAUAAUGUAGUCCCCUCCUGUAUUCCUAUCUAUACCAUAACGUAGUCCCCUCCUAUAUUCCAACACAUACUAUAAAACAGAUGUUUUCUUAAAACCUCCAGCAGUAUUGUGGAAAGCUAAGCAGUGCUCACAUAUUUGACACUCGAAGGGUUCAGUAAUUCUAACUUUUCAUGAUUUCUCCAAAACAACUAUUUCCAGGAGAAUUAAAAAGAAAAAAAUCUAUGUAAUCAGCACGACGCGGAGACCUGUUCCAUUGGAGCAUUAUCUGUACACGGGGAACAGCCAGAAGACACAGAAUCAGUUUUUCCUGCUGCAGGAUGCGUCUGGAGCAUUUCAGACAAAAGGGUAAGGCUUGGUCCCCGUCAUCUGUAACAGCCAAUGGCCUUUAUAUGAACAGUCAUAAAAUUACACUUUGCACACAAACUCAGUGAUUGUCUGGGUCACACCGCACAAGUGGUGUGCUAUUCACACCUGAUAUCUCUUCCUGUUUCUUGGUGCGCAAGAUCGAUUCUUUAAUUUUACUUUAAUUUUACUCAAUUAUCUGCUGGCCAGAAACAUUAACAAUUUUCAACAUUUUUAGAAAUAUAUUUUAUACAUGACAUAGGAAUAUAAUAUACAUCCCUGGGUAGCUGAGGAUACUGGGAGUAACAUAUCCAAAUUGCGUGAAAAUCCGUUCGGUAGUUUUCUUGUUGCAUCGCGUGGAAGUUUGAACAGCUCGCCAUGUGGUUGUAUCCGAGUUAGAGUUCCAUGAAAUUGGUAGCAAGAGCCGGUCUCCGUUCGUGCAGAAUUACACGAAAACUACCACAGUUAUACGAUAUCUGGUUACAUGUGAAUGCUCCCCUCAUUCGGUUGAUUGAAAUUCCCAAACGCCAGUCUGAUACUGUGAGUGGAAAUAGGUCAGACGGGACUUCCAUGGAGACCGGGUGUUUGUGUGAUUGCCAUGCCGAAAAUGGUUCCAGGCAAUCCACGAGUAAGUCCCGCUGGCCGCGUUCUGGAGAUUUAAGAUGGCUGCCAUCCUUUGUUCUCGCCAUGUGUUCGUAUGCCGAAUGGCGGCCACCUAGAAGCACUGAAUUACCUGCGGUUUUCGUGGUUACUUGGUGUUCUAAGUUCUGAUUGCUACCCAGGGUGGUCUCCGUUCGGUAGAACGAAUAAAUGUCCCAAGCACAGAAAUAAAAUUUACUACUGUAAAGGCACUUAACUAGCAGGGAGAGGAAAUAACCGAAUGGGUACAGGUAAAUACAGGGAAAUCCUUUACACUCCCUUUUUUGGUUUUGGCAGAGAUUAUUGCUCCUACGUUCUGAUGUCAUUUCCUGUAUGAUAACGAUGUUGCCAGCUUAAUUUUUUUAUUUCCCCUUUAGAUGAUAAUUUGUGUUCUGUGAUGUAUUUUAUUUUUCUGGACUGCUAUUAACUUACUUGCUGCCAACUUACUGUAUUGAAUUUAUAAUCACUAAUCCACCAGAUUUGCCUGACUUUGUUCACCUGCAAACAAUGUCACUGAGGAUUUUGGCAUAGAGAGGUGUCAGUCAGAAGAAAUUAAUAAUUCAAUCCUAUCACAAAGGAAAUGUACGUAUUACUGGAUUUACAAAACAGAGAAUAUGAGAACUCGGAGUACUGAAAAAAGCUUAGAGAAACUCCGUAGCUUGCCCUUCGGUAAAUCCCUCAGGUCUUGCCCUCAGGUCUCAUAACAGUUUUUGCUCACUUGUGCCAUUACAGAGUGAACCUAUACCAUUCACAUCAGACUAAUUCAACACAUCAGCCCAGAACCAAAAUGCUGGCAGGUUCUCUCUGCACAAGAGAUACAGAAACCCCAAAUAAUAGUUUUGGCCUUCGAUGGGCCUUGUCAGCGAGCUAUAGCUGAUACCCCUGUAUGCACAGUGAGCAUUGGCUCCACGUUUGAAUUACCCCUUUUACUUGGGGAGAGCCAGGUUAAUGCCUUAAAACAGAAACACAAAAUAUGAGAACUCUGAGAACAGGCAAAACUGGGGUAAGCUGUGUAUUCCCAAAUUGGAAUAAGAGGGUAUUUCACAGAUCUCUCUUUGAUUUUUUCUCUGUGAAGUAACAAGUGGGUGCAUGAGAUAUUGGUAUAUUAAACAGGAGAAUGUUAUGUUAAACCAAGAAUUCCAGGUGCUAGCUAGUAUUAACAGGUCACACAGGGAAUUAUAAGGCAGUAUGAUUAGAAGAUCAAGGAGGUAGUCUCGGAAUGGAUUUGUAAAACUCAUUUCUGUUUUGUCUUGCUCAGGUACUAUGCUGCAGUUGAAGCCAAGAAAGAAAGGUCAUCAAAAUACUCUCAGACGUUUGGGGCAAGACACCCACAUGGUGGUGGUGCUGGUCAUGUGAGUAAAUUGGAGGCAGCCGAUUACCUCAAUAAAACCCCAAAAGAUUGUUACUGGGUGGGAGUGGGCAUUAUUCACUGUGUGCAAAGCAGAGUGAUCCGAGUGCUGUGGGAAGUUAGUUAACAUGAUCGAAAGUUAAUGCCAGGAGCACAUGGGGAAAUAGUAAGAUCACACAGUCAGAAGAAGUGAAAUAGGGGAAAUAGUAAGAUCACACAGUCAGAAGAAGUGAAAUAGGGGGAAUAGUAAGAUCAUACAGUCACAGGAAGGGAAAUAGGGGGAAAUAGUAAGAUCACACAGUCAGAAGAAGUGAAAUAGGGGAAAUAGUAAGAUCACACAGUCAGAAGAAGUGAAAUAGGGGGAAUAGUAAGAUCACACAGUCAGAGGAAGUGAAAUAGGGGGGAAAUAGUAAGAUCACACAGUCACAGGAAGUGAAAUAGGGGGAAAUAGUCAGAUCACACAGUCACAAGAAGUGAAAUAAGGGGAAAUAGUCAGAUCACACAGUCACAGGAAGGGAAAUAGGAGGAAAUAAUAAGAUCACACAGUCAGAGGAAGUGAAAUAGGGGGAAUAGUAAGAUCACACAGUCACAGGAAGUGAAAUGGGGGAAAUAGUCAGAUCACACAGUCACAGGAAGUGAAAUAGUAGAAGAUCACACAGUCACAAGAAGUGAAAUAAGGGGAAAUAGUCAGAUCACACAGUCACAGGAAGGGAAAUAGGAGGAAAUAAUAAGAUCACACAGUCAGAGGAAGUGAAAUAGGGGGAAUAGUAAGAUCAUAUAGUCAGAGGAAGUGAAAUAGGGGGGAAUAGUAAGAUCAUACAGUCAGAGGAAGUGAAAUGGGGGAAAUAGUAAGAUCACACAGUCAGAGGAAGUGAAAUAGGGGGGAAAUAGUAAGAUCACACAGUCACAGGAAGUGAAAUAGGGGGGAAUAGUAAGAUCAUACAGUCAGAGGAAGUGAAAUAGGGGGGAAUAGUAAGAUCACACAGUCAGAGGAAGUGAAAUAGGGGGGAAAUAGUAAGAUCACACAGUCACAGGAAGUGAAAUAGGGGGAAAUAAUCAGAUCACACAGUCACAGGAAAUGAAAUGGGGGAAAUAGUCAGAUCACACAGUCACAGGAAGUGAAAUAGGGGGAAAUAGUAAGAUCACACAGUCACAGGAAGGGAAAUAGGGGGAAAUAAUAAGAUCAUACAGUCAGAAGAAGUGAAAUAUAAGCGUAGAUAACCGCUCACACAGUCCAAGAAGCAAAGUAUAGAAUGGAAGCGUUAGAUCACAGAAACUCGGUCAGUGAGCACAGAUUAGGAAUAGGACCCAAGCGUUAAUGAGCAGCGCAUAGAAUAGACAAGCAAUAAUCAGUUUAACCCAUAGCAGGGCACAGAAUGUGAUGAGUGUCUAAUCCACAUGAGGGUGCAGAAUGGUAUCAGUGACGUACCAGGUAUAAUCUGAAUCAGGGCAAAAAAUGGGGUGAAUGACAGCCAGCAUAUUUCAUUUACAGAGGGGCCCUGAUUCGAUGAGUGAUUUAAGCUUGUUUAAAUUAUUUCCCUGGGUUUUCUCCGUAGGAUAAGGGCACAUGGCUGUCUUUGGUGCAGUCUUUGCGGCAGCGCGAUGCUCUCCCUGUGGUAAUAUUUACUUUCUCGCGCUCACGGUGUGAGCAAAACGCUGCUGCGCUGAGCACUUUGGAUCUGUGCAGUACAUCGGAAAAAAGUGAAGUCCAAACCUAUUACACCAAGUGCCUGAGCCGCCUGCGUGGAGGGGACCGUCAGCUGCCCCAGGUGUGUAUCCACUGUAGGAGUUGGUUGUCAUAGAAAUAGAAUGGUCAUGUGACUGUGUCCUUGCCGUAAAAUGUAACUCAUUUCCAUGUAUGAUUUGUUUAUUUUCCUCCAGUGAAGAAUUGCCGUUUACAUAUCAAUAUUUAUUCAUUUGUUUGAUAUGUUUAUAGCAAGCAAGCAUCUGGUCCUUCGUGUGUUCAUUUAUACAGAUAUCGGCGAAUUAUGUUUGUCCAUUCUCCAUACAGGUACUGUACAUGCUGGACCUCUUGAAAAGGGGCAUCGGCAUCCAUCACAGUGGAAUCCUGCCCAUCCUGAAGGAGGUGGUGGAGAUGUUGUUUAGCCGCGGUCUUGUUAAGGUGAGUGUAUUGCUAAGCUAGUCGUCAUUACGUCUAGGCGCAGCCAGGCAGAAUGGAGACUGUCUUUAAGGUCACAGUGCGUUUAGUAGAAAACCUUAUACUGUCUGAAUCUGGUAUCAAAGAGCCCUCUGUUUUCAGUUGGGGGUAAAAUGAGGACAAUGCAGCAAUAGUUGGCACAGAUUGCAGGAUGGGUUUGCAGGAAAAAAAAAAGUUGUUUGUUUAUUUUUUGUCCUUUGCAAAAGUUGUGAUGGCAUAUUCUGUUACCGAAUUUACUGUGUCCCUUCACCUGACUAGUUCAAAAUCAAUACUAAUGGGCAAAUAUGCAUUUUAGAACAUAUUUCAGGUGUGAUAAUAGAAAGAUCGAAAAAUACUCCUAUGACCUGGAGGAAUUGUUAAUCCAGUAAAAAGCGUAUAAAGAGUUACUGCAAUAGUUCAUUUUAUUUGUACAUCUAUGACUGAACUAAGACAGCAACACAAAUAGUAUCACUGUGUAUUUCUUUAGAAUCUGCUGGUGUCUGUUGGAAUAGUCCUGAAGUGGCUGUUUAGGUGACUGACCCUGCUCCAGUCGCACUGAAAAAGUGUUUUACUCCCUUUUUCUCCCACCUUUCACUGGUCUUGCAGCGGAGGGCUCCACCUCUAUGGCUGAGAUCAUCAAUCUUACUGAUCUCAGCCAAUCCAGGAGGCUAUUGCGCAUGUGCGGCAAAACCUCACCCUACACCAAUCAGCAUCUCCUCGUUGACUUUAAUUGAAUCAAUGCAUCUCCAUGGGGAGCGUUCAGCGCCUCCAUGCAGAGCUAGGAAGCAACUCUAGUCGCCAUCUGAGUGACUGCCACUAAAGCUGUCCCUUUUCUCUGAAAAGACAGUGUUUACAUUAAAAAGCCUGCUGGGGUAGACUAUAGACAACAGAACCACUACUUUAAGCAAUAAAGUGUACCUUUAAGCCAAGCAUGUGCGUUUCGGGGGUCAUACCAGGCUGCUUUUGCAGGUAUAUGUGUCUUGCAUUUAUGGUUGUGAAUUGUAAAACAUACUAGGCUCUUCCAAACAAAGUAUCUCUAUGAAUCUUGCAGCCUUCAGUACAAGGGAGGUGUGACCUUGUCUACUUUUUUUGGAAAUGCUAAAUUAAACCGACUUGGUGUAUGCACUGAGGUGGGAGAGGAUAAAGGUGUUUAUUCUUCUUAGUUUAGCCUGUGUACGUUAGCCUUGAUAUCAUCUACUAUCCGAUCCCUGUAAAUAUUUGGGGAAGAGUUUAUUCCCGGGCUAAAGUCUGUUUUAUGUCGUAAUCAAACACUUUGUACACAGGCUGUGUUUAAGGUCUAGUAUACGGCUUUAGUUGUCUAUCAGCUCAUUGCAGAUAAUUGGGAUCUGCUUUCGUAACUGAUCGCUCACAAUAGGCCAUAGGACAAUUACUUCUGUUUAGAUUGGCAUUACAAACCUUUACUGCCAGUAAACCAUCUAAAUGUGCAAACAGCUGUUAUCUAUUCCUUUAAAUCUUUGUACUCUUAUACGCCGGACCACCUACUGUAUAGGUCAUUUCUAGUAAACUCUGGACCAUUUUCUAAUAAACUGACAUGGAAUCUAAAGAAAUCCAACACGGUUAUUUACUAACGUGAAAAUCGACGGAAAUUCAUAGUGAACUCCAAGUGAAUUUUAAAUAUAAGGCAAAAAUAUUUUGGCCUAAAUGUUGAAAUUACCUUGAAUUUCCAACAAUUUUUACUUUAGUGAAAAAGUUUUGGGAUUUCUGUACCUGCUGACCGAUACAUACAGAUUUAUAUACAUGCUGAUCGAUACAUACAGAUUUAUACACAUGCUGACCGAUGCGUACAGAUUUAUAUACAUACUGACCGAUGCGUACAGAUUUAUAUACAUACUGACCGAUACAUACAGAUUUAUAUACAUGCUGACCGAUGCGUACAGAUUUAUAUACAUGCUGACCGAUACAUACAGAUUUAUAUACAUACUGACCGAUACAUACUGAUUUAUAUAGAUGCUGACCGAUUUAUAUACAUAUUGACCGAUACAUACAGAUUUAUAUACAUUCUAACCGAUACGUACAGAUUUAUAUACAUAUUGACCGAUACAUACAGAUUUAUAUACAUGCUGAUCGAUACAUACAGAUUUGGGAACAUACUGACCGAUACAUACAGAUUUAUAUACAUUCUGACCGAUACGUACAGAUUUAUAUACAUAUUGACCGAUACAUACAGAUUUAUAUACAUGCUGAUCGAUACAUACAGAUUUGGGAACAUACUGACCGAUACAUACAGAUUUAUAUACAUUCUGACCGAUACGUACAGAUUUAUAUACAUAUUGACCGAUACAUACAGAUUUAUAUACAUGCUGAUCGAUACAUACAGAUUUGGGAACAUACUGACCGAUACCUACAGAUUUAUAUACAUGCUGACCGAUACCUACAGAUUUAUAUACAUGCUGACCGAUGCAUACAGAUUUAUAUACAUGCUGACCAAUACGUACAGAUUUAUAUACAUGCUGACCGAUGCGUACAGAUUUAUAUACAUUCUGAUUGAUACACACAGAUUUAUAUACAUGCUGACCGAUACAUACUGACCGAUACAUACAGAUUUAUACACAUGUUGACCGAUACAUACAGAUUUAUAUACAUGCUGACCGAUACAUACAGAUUUGUACACAUGUUGACCGAUACGUACAGAUUUAUAUACAUUCUGACCGAUACAUACUGAUUUAUAUACAUUCUGACCGAUACAUACAGAUUUAUACACAUGUUGACCGAUACGUACAGAUUUAUAUACAUUCUGACCGAUACAUACUGAUUUAUAUACAUACUGACCGAUACAUACAGAUUUAUAUACAUGCUGACCGAUACAUACAGAUUUAUAUACAUGCUGACCGAUACAUACAGAUUUAUAUACAUUCUGACCGAUACAUACAGAUUUAUAUACAUUCUGACCGAUACAUACAGAUUUAUACACAUGUUGACCGAUACGUACAGAUUUAUAUACAUUCUGACCGAUACAUACUGAUUUAUAUACAUACUGACCGAUACAUACAGAUUUAUAUACAUGCUGACCGAUACAUACAGAUUUAUAUACAUUCUGACCGAUACAUACUGAUUUAUAUACAUUCUGACCGAUACAUACAGAUUUAUAUACAUGCUGACCGAUACAUACAGAUUUAUACACAUGUUGACCGAUACAUACAGAUUUAUACACAUGUUGACUGAUACGUACAGAUUUAUAUACAUUCUAAACAAUACAGACAGAUUUCUAUACAUGCUGACCGAUACAGAGAGAUGUGGGCUCAUACUUACUGUUAAACCCUUCUAAACCCUUCUAAUGAUGAGAAGUUUCAUUUUUCACGAUAACGAUUGAUCAGAGCACGGUUAACAUGUCCACUUGGAGAUUUAGGACUGACUCUGCCUCUCCAUAGUACGUACGUAGAUUAUAGAGAUACUACUGGCGUUUCUCAAAGUUUUAAACCAUGCAUAUAAGGGGAAAAGACUGUUAGAACAGGAAUAUUUUUAGAAAUUGUACAGUUACUGUAGGAUAUUUUAACCCUCAAGUGGCACAUACAAGCCAUACUGAGACAUUUUUUAAUACUAUUUUCACAUUGCCCAGUAAAACCCCAUCUCCCCCCAUUAGUAUAACUAUUUAGCAUGAAACCAUAAAUUACACAUGGACAGUUGGCCAAAGAAGAUACAUUUCAGCCUGUUUAAAAAAAUAAAUGCACAAAUAAGUGACUUCCAGCCUGGAGUAUCCCUUUUAUAAAUACAAAUGUCUUUUUGGUGAUAUGUUUUGUCUUGACGGUUUUCACCAUCACCACCAGCAAGUAGCUUUGUUUCUAAUACAGUAUGGGGGUCUCAUGAAGUUGUCAGUGUAUUACCGCUCUCUCCUGGCCUCACUAUCCUGCUCAGAUUAGACAUGUCUGAUCUAAAUACUCCUCUGCUGUGUCUCUUAGAUCCUUUUUGCCACAGAAACCUUCGCUAUGGGAGUCAACAUGCCCGCUCGUACUGUGGUGUUCGACUCCAUAAGAAAACAUGAUGGUUCCGUCUUCCGAGACCUAACGCCAGGUAUGCCAGAGGUAUUGGGCAGUAGUUCUAAAGACAAAGUCUGAAUACUAAAAGUGGAGCUGUUUAUUGCAACAUUCCUUUGGUUUCCAUGGUGAUUGCUCCGCACAGCGCUUUUCCUCAGAAUUGUCCUUUACAUAUCCGCUGGGAGAUUUUAUACGAGCAUACUGAUAUUUUAUUGUUAUUAAUAAUAAUACAUUGUUAUUUUUAUAUAGCACAGGGAAUUCCAGAUACAGGAUAGAGGAUUCUCAUGCAAUAAAGUGAUAUAUAAAAUGACUAACUUGUGGAGGUUUUAUUACAAACCUAAAUAGUUAUUGUUUUAGUUUAUUAUAUCAUGAUUCAUCUUACCAUAUAAACAUCUACUUUUCUGAGUUUAAUAUAAGUAGAUUAUUUUUUUCAUUUUGCUGUAAAUGGAUAAUCUCACAUCUUUCGCAACAAAUGUUCAAAGCUUAAAUAGGUAUUUUGUGUUUACCAUAAGCGGCUGGCAAUUUAAUUUCACCACGGGUAGAUAUUUCUUUAUCACUACAAAAAGUAGGUCGUUUUAUUGACUUUCCCAUUUAUGUAAGGGUACCUGGAGUAGAUCCAUUUACUGAAAGCAGAUCAUUUUUAACUCUACAAAAAGUAUAUUGUUUUAUGUUUCUUCUGCAGCAACAUUUUUACUUUAAGCAAUUAGUAUUUUGAUUUUUGCACUCUUAUCGUUUUUUGGGCAGUAAGCAUUUUAUAGAUAUAUUUCAACCCUGUUGUAUUUGUAGUGCAUUUCUUAUGGUACAAAUGGUAUAUAAAUUCACUUCCUUUUCAGGGGAGUAUAUACAGAUGGCCGGUCGCGCUGGGCGCCGAGGUCUAGAUACUACAGGCAUGGUGAUAAUAUUGUGUAAAACGGACGUGCCGGAAAUGAGCGAUCUCCACAAGAUGAUGUUGGUGAGAAAACUGUGAUCAACCAUAGAACUUGCACUCUAUACUUUUCCAAGACUGUGUAGGUAACUCCUUGCACCAUAACAACUACAAUAUGCUGCAGUGAUUAUGGUGCUAAGAGUGCUCCAUUGAAGUGAAUUCACUAAGCGCCGAGUACAUUGAAGAUUUAACACCCUAGAAUAUCUCCUGACUUCCACUCAAGCUAAAACUUGAAAGCUGAAUGAAUCCAUAAUGCUGCAGAUUCUCACGGUUUGUUUUGUGUUAUCUCUGUUCUUGUCGUCUUUUGUUCAACCUUCUGAUCUCCCACUUUAUUACUAUCUGUUCUCUUUCCAUGUUUCUUGCUGUCCUCUUGUCUUGCUCACCGUCCACUAUCCCCACAUUCUAUUCUCCACUCUCAUCUUUUUCAGGGUAAGCCCACUCAACUGCACUCUCAGUUCCGUCUGACAUACUCCAUGAUCCUUAAUCUUCUACGAGUUGAAGCUCUGCGGGUGGAAGAUAUGAUGAAGAGGAGUUUUGCUGAAUCAAGGACACAAAAAGACAGCAAAGUAAGGCCAUCCCUUCCUUUGAAGGAUGAGACCCCUUCGCCUCCUCUGCCACUGCUCUGCAGGUAACUCAAUAACCUCUUGUGUUUGACAGGCACAUGAACAACGAAUAAAGCAUCUAACCAAGUCCCUGGCAGAUAUGGGGGACAUCGAGUGUACAGGCGACCUUGCAGAUCUCCAUGACUACUUUGUGACGGUUCAGGAGCUGAUCCAUACCAGAGAACUCUUGCAGGUAAGAUCCAGGCAUCUUGAUAUGGCUUCCACAAAAUAUAAUAUUCUAUUAAAGCUUUACCUCUGCUUUGUACAUGUAAAGAGGCAACAGACCAUGACUUUAUGUAAGCAAGUUCUUCAGCAAUGGGAUAUACAGCUAGUCCCCACUUUCCCCAGCCUGUACGACUGAAAAAUCUGUUUGCUAGCUGUAACACUUUAUAUUUCAAAUAUUUGUAAAUAUUUGUAAUGAAAUGAAUGGCUAAUUAAAGGAUUUAAUUACUAAAAACUAUUUUUCAUAUUUUGACCCUCUAGAGCUACCAAACAAUGUGUUCUGGUCUGUUAGCCAACAAAAAAUAAACAUUGAGAACCCAAGAACUACAUCUAAAAUCUUACACUUUGUGCUUCUCUAGAGAAGGGUGGUCGAGUCUAUUAACGGAAUGAAAUGUUUGAGUGUGGGACGUGUCAUCAUUAUUAGAACAGACUAUCACCAGUGGGUGCCUGGAGUCAUCCUACAGGUAUGGUAUGGCCUGAAAUAAUAGCCAGUACAAGCUUUGAUUAAAUGGGGCAUUCGGACCAUUUUGUAUUAUUCCCGCAGGUAUCAUCCGAUGCCUCAAAUAGGAUCUACACUACCUUGGUGCUAUGUGAGAAGAGGAGAGAUGGAGGAGUAGUCCCAAUAGAAAAGGAAAAAGAUAAGAAAAGUGCUCCUACACCCGAUGAUAUACUGAUUGGCAAAGUAUACAGACCGGAGGGUGAGCUAUUAACAUGUCGGCAAUCUAUACAUACAUGAAUGUUGUCGUCUGUGUGAGAUAAUUUAAGAGGGCUCGGUUUAGAAAAUAUAGUGUUAAUGGUGGAAACAAGGAAAGACAACACUGGCAGAUGGAGGGUGAGAGUAUAGAGAGUGUUGGCCAAACAGGACAAUAGGAUUUUGUCUUUGAUGGUUUUGUUAUGAAUAACAAGCUAACAGUAAAAGUGUUCUUUCUGAACUGUGAUGGGAAGUUUUAGAAGGAUAAAGAAUGGCCACACGUUGCAAGCAGGGAACCAUACCUCCACAUGUUCUAUCGGACUAAAAGUGAUGCUUUAUUAUAUUAUUUUCUCCAGGGCCCUGUGAUCACAAACUCCUCAAGCUCCAGCCCUCUGACAUUGUUCUUGUGACCGGGAAAACAUUGCGAGUUCAUGCCGACAAAGUUCUGGAUGAUAUCAGCAGAAGUCAGACUCCUCGCUAUAGGUACCUUCCCCAGAUCAUGAAGUCAUGAGUGGCGCCUGAACAUUUCACCCUUUGUUCUCUCUUUACCCAUUGUCCUGUCUGUAUCUGUGUUCAUUACCACUUCUUCCCUCUGCUUCCUGUAUUUACAUGCUUCUUCAUAUGGAUUUUACUUCAUUAAAACCUAAUCCAUGUUUCUUUUAUCCUCGUCACAGGAACGAUCCUCCAGGUCCCGCAGUGUCUGCUGUAACCCAAGAACUGUCCCGGCUUUCAGAUCUGCCGCCAGGGUCUUUACCUUUCCUCUGUCCCGUCAAUGACCUUCAGCUAAAAGACAUGGAGGUGGUGGAGGCAGUUAGCAGGACUAGAAGAUUAGAAGCAUCAUUAAGAGGGUUCAGCUGCCCCAACAGUCCCAGAUUUAAUUCCCAAGUAGGUUCAGCACUUAUUUCCAUUACCUUUAGUGUACACAAUCAGCAUGUGCAUCAUGUAUACCACGUAUAUUUAUGUAAUAGGCUUUCCUAUUAACAAGGUUUUAAUCCCGUUGUACAGCGCUAUGAAAUUUGCUGGCGCUGUAUAAAUAAUAAUAAUAAUAAUAAUAUGUCUCUAAUAUUUUAUAUCAUUCAGUAUCUCCAAGUAGAACAGAGAUCAGAUGUGUUGGAUGAACUGGAUCGACUCCGCUUCCUGACGUCCGAUCAGUCAUUGAGCCUUUUGCCGGAGUAUCAACAGAGAAUCAAAGUGAGCUAUUGGGGUGAAAGGAGAAAUGGUAUCAGAAGAUAAGGAAAUCCAAUGAAAGAUGGGUGAUAGGGGGCCUACAGCAAAGUCAGCAACACGGGGUGUCUGUGCUUACAAUACAAAUGAACCGAACAGGGAGGGCUUGAAGAAAGUAAUAAACUGGAAAUUUGCAAAGGGAAAAGAUGGAGAGGUAUAUGUUUGGGGUCGUUGUGAGACGUGAAAAUCCUAUAAAAGGACUUUUUAAGGGAUUACACAGAUAGAAACUGAAAGGCAUUUGGGGAUUGACUGAUUUAAAGGGAUUCCAGUGGUUAUGACUGAAAAGGAUUCUGGGAGUUUGGAAGGAAUGGGGCUGGGGAAAGAGAAACAAAAUGGAUGAUUUGGGGGGGAUUGGACAAGAUGAUUCAUAGUUGUGUAAAAGUAAAUUGAUGCAGCGAGGUGUGUAAAUGAUCUCUCUGUCUUGCUUUCUUUAUUAUUGUCCUCUGUACGACUAGGAAUUCAUUAAUUCUGUCAUGAUUUUUCCUGUUACUUACGGCUAUAUUUAUGAAUUGCAUUUUCCCCGCAUGCAUUUAGGUUCUACGCACUCUCCAGUACAUAGAUGAUGGGGGAGCGGUGCAGCUAAAGGGCAGGGUGGCCUGUGAGGUCAGCAGCCAUGAGCUCUUGGUGACCGAGCUGGUCCUGGAUGGAGCUCUGUCUCCCCUCAAUCCAGAGGAAAUCGCUGCUCUGCUCUCAUGCCUGGUCUUCCAGCACAAAACACAAUGUGAGCCUCGGCUGACUGACACACUGAAGGAGGUGAGAGAAUAUAUAUUUAGAAAGGUCUUUAACUGUAAGUUCUGAAAACUCUAUGCAAAAAGAAUAUGGGACCAUCACUUAACACAAGCAAUAGAUUUACUUAUAAAGUAAGUUGUAACAAUGUAGCCACAAUUCUGCAACUUACAAGUUCUAAGGUACCCGCAAUAGAUCACUAAAGCCCCUAUGUGACUGCAUAAACUGCUCAUUGUGUCAUCAAUGGCCUCGGCUAUGAUUGGCUGGUUUGAGUCACAUGAUUCUAAUGAAUCAUUCUGUUAUGGCUGGUAAUGAUCAUGUUUAUCUUGGCGUUUAUUUAAAAGUAGAUCCAUGAUCUGUUUUCUUUGUUUUGUGAUGAACUAUUAGCUGGUAAAAACUAUAGAAGUACCACGGGUACAUUUGGGUUUCAUCCUGGGAAACAUUUUCAUGUUGGGCACCAGGCUGAAAAGCAGCCACAUGCUCUGUUUAUGUUAAUUGUAAAAGGGAACAUGUGUUUCAUUAAUGAGACAUUUCAUUUGUAGUUUAUAAUUGAAAGAUGAUUGAUUGUGAACACAAUUACUAUUGUACAUAUGUUUAUACUGUAACAUUGAACAUAUUUUCUCCUGUUCUGUUACCUUGCACAGGGCAUCAAGAAAGUGCGGUCGUUGGCUGAGCGGUUGGCCGAGGUACAGAGAGAAUGUGGACUAAGGGAAUCCGUGGAAGACUUUGUGGCACAAUACAAGUUUGGCUUGACAGAAGUUGUCUAUGAAUGGGCACGUGGCAUGGUAUGUAGUGAAUACCAGUGUGCUGCAGGGUAGGGAGCGAUGGAAAAUGUAUAUUUUGGGGCCUGUACUGCACACAUUCUGCACACAGUGUGCACAUUGUCAGCCAAUCUGGCAUUAGUUGGUAUGACAAUUAUGAAGUAUGAAUUCUACUUUAUCAGACCAAUUAAGUUCAAAAGGACCAUUGGCAACCCCCAGUGUCAAACCAUUUGUAAAUUAUUUGACAGAUUACCAGCGGAUAGCUUAGUGACUCCUGGUACCAUAACCACUGAAGCACACUAAACUGGUUAUGGUGCCCAGAGUGUUUCUUUGUCUAAAUAAUCUGUGUAAUCUAACACUGCUCCUUCCCCAGCCAUUCUCUGAAAUCAUGACGCUGACAGACAUCCAGGAAGGCCUUAUCGUGCGUUGUGUUCAGAGACUGGAUGAAGCAUGCCGGGAUGUACGCUCCGCUGCACGGCUGGUAGGCGAUGCUACACUUUGCGCCAAGAUGGAUGCAGCGUCCCAGCUCAUCAAGAGAGACAUCGUCUUUGCUGCCAGCUUGUACACCCAAUAACAUGCACCAAGAGGUCAGUUGUGUUUUUGUCCUUUGUGAACUUCAGCCUAUUAAAUCUCAGUGUAGAUAUCUGGUUUCUAAAUGUUGAAAAAAUACACACAAAAAAAGCUUUAUUAAAGUAUAUCUGUUGGUAGUGGAAAAUAGGAAUUUGUGCGGGCAUCAUCGGGUAGGAUAUGUAGCGUUUCCAAGCAGGACCAAUAGGGCAGGUAGAGAUCAUGGAGUGGGUAGUGUUCUAUCAGUCUGGUAUACUCCGUCAGAUUGCUAUACCCACGUCACUUCCGGGGAGGGGAAUCAGCUGUCUCCUGUGCUGCACAUGCGUGCUAGCACUCCUGCUACUCCUCCACAGCAAGGUCCUGGAAGGUAAGUAAAACUAGUUUUACACUUUCAUUAUAGUUAGUGCAUUCACUAAGCUUAGGCACACGGGACAUUUAGGGUUAAGUGAGGGUACAAAUUAGGGUUAGGUAAGUGAUUCUAACCUCUCUCACACUCUAUUCUUACCCUAACCCUUGGGGUAAGGGUUAAAAUAAAGUGUGAGAAAUCACUAUUUAGUGAUAUUCCCCUAAUGUGAAAUAUCACUAAAUAGGAACAAUUCCCUAAUCCUAACCCUAAUUUGAACCCUAACAUUAACCCUAAAUGUCCCAUGUGCCUAAGCUUAGUGAAUGCACUAACUAUAAUGUAAGUGUAAAACUAGUUUUACUUACCUUCCAGGACCUUGCUGUGGAGGAGUAGCAGGAGUGCUAGCACGCAUGUGCAGCACAGGAGACAGCUGAUUCCCCUCCCCGGAAGUGACGUGGGUAUAGCAAUCUGACGGGGUAUACCAAACUGAUAGAACAGGUAGGAUUAAAAAUGAGGAAUGAGGAGCACAGAGCACCCUCUGUAUUUAACCCUUUACUGCUAAAUGCUGAUGACAAAUACACUUUUUCAAUCUGAAGCCUCCAACAGUAAUCUGCUUCGCACACAGAGUCCUAUGUUAUCACAAGCAGAGAUAGCGUAGGCGCUCACUAUAGCAUACAAUGGGUGGCAGCGGUAAAUCGACAAGGAUUCCCAAAAACCUUGGAGAGAGAGAGGGAGAGGGAGAGGGAGAGGGAGAGGGAGAGGGAGAGGGAGAGGGAGAGGGAGAGAUAUAUAUAUGGUGUGGGUGUGUAUAUAUAUAUAUAUCUGUAUAACACACUAUAAAGGUAUUCUUUAUCAAGUUUCACCAUUAGGCGCAGUUUAUCGCCAAUUGUUGUAACAUUUAUGCUCACAAACCUUCUACUCACAUGGGUUCUAAUUCCAACUAAUCUGAUUUUAUUUCUGAACUCUCUCUUCUAUAUUGAAACGCAGAACCCCAGUGUUUGGAGAUGAAAAUGGAUUUUCUGUAAUAAUGUCGUAACUGCAAUCUAGCAAAAACGGCCCAGAAGACAGAAACCAGACUAAUGAAUUCACACUCACCCAUCAACUAACUAACCGUGGCAAAUGCUUUCCCACAGGGUAUUGGGUAAAACGGCCUCAGGGAUGGCAAGGUUUAACCUCUGUGAGGUGUGCCUUCUGUCAAUUGGAGGAUCCAGCAGGAUUUAUUACGCAGGACCUGGUAUUGCACGAAUUGGUGAAGUACCGGUCUUAUUUAUUACAGUAUAAACCACAUAUUAAACCUUCAUUUCUCUCUGUCUUGAGUCGUGUUUUACAGUUUAGUGAUUUGCUUUUAUCUUGUAGAAGGCUUUCACGUGAGCUUUGAAAACAAUCUUCACCUUUUAAACACUCAACUUUCAGGGACUGGGCUCUGCAGUGCUGUUCUCUCUAUUCCGUAAAUAUCUCAUAUGGUAUAGGAAUCUACGCGCAGUAUAGAAAAAAAACAAAAUAAACACAACAAAUGUACAUUAAAUCCUAAGCAGUGAGUCCAAUAAAUAAGUAAACUGGUGGGAGCCCCCUCCACGACACAAAGUAUCUUCAAAAAUCUAAUUUCUUCAGCUCUGAA